UCUCCAUCAAGAAUAUAUUGUUCAAGAUAAACACAUCAUAGGCGAAAAUGUCACAUUGUUGGUCUACAGUGUCAUUUGCUUUGCUGCACGAUGCUAUAGCAAAGAAUGAUGUGGAAACAAAACAGAGUCUGGUCCAAGACCUACACCACGACUUGAUUUCUUUGCUGGUAGUUGAAGGAAAAUCUGAAGAAAGCAGGAAGAAACUAGAAUCAGGACAAUUGAAUCUUAGUGAUGGAUUGGAUUACAAGGUAAAUCAAGCAUUCAUCGAAAGUUCUCUUCAGUUAUCCGAUAUACUAAAUAUUGAUGAAUUAAUUGCAGCAGAGGUUCUCUUUCAUGCGUCAUCUAAUGAGCGAAACUCACUAGGAACGUCUUAUUUGGACUCUGCCAUUGCAGCGUAUUAUAACAGAAGAGAUUACAUAUUACAGAUUGUAAGUUACUAUCUUUGCUCAACUUCACUUGGUGAAACUGAAGAUAUCGCUGGGAAAGAGAAAAACUCGCUUUCAAUGUUUUCUAAUGAUAGGAAGUUCUUGAUUGACGAAAUAUCGAAACACAAAGAUUACUCAGUCGAUAUACUUUUGGAAUCUUUUCGAGGAAUCGAGAAAGAGCUAAUUUCCAUCAAAGAAUCUGUAGAAAGGAGCAAGUUGCUAGGGACUUUUCACGAAUGUUCGCCUGAAAUGAAAACCACCAAUUACAGAAGAAAUAUGCUCUUCAAACAAUACCAACUGUUGGGAGAAAUACAAUUUGGUUACGUUUCCUAUUUCUCGAAAAGCGAGACAUUUUCAGUUGCAAAUUUCCUACGCUUAUUAGACCAUGUGUCAUCCUUUCAGCCAGAAGACAUUUUCUCAAUUUGUUACAUCCCUAGCUUAUUUAUUUAUGUGUCUAGGCUUGAGGCUUUGUCUGAUCAAUCUGUAGAGAAUUUGCACAAAAAUUUCAUCAGCACCAUAAAUGGAAUUGAAAAACUAUCUGAAAGUCCGUUCAAAGCUUUGAUAAUCCUUGUUUUUCUGACUCAUUUUAUUGAUUGGUGUAAACAACAACCACAGAGAACUUUGAAAUUUGAAUUCAAUACGUCGGUAGAUGAACCAAUGCAGAAAUGUAUUUCUGUAGGUGCACUAGAGCAACUCUUAUCAAUCACAGCAGACACCUCAAUCAUAACUAAAUCUACAAAGCAUAACAUCAAACCGUUUUAUGAUUUUAGGGCUUUCUUGCAACAACACAUUCCAAGGUUCCUCCCAAUUAGAAUGUUUGAUAUAGAUCAAGAUGCCACUCUGAGAAAGAAACAGUUAUUACAGCAGCAAAAAGUUUCAGGUAUCGAUACUUCUGACUCCGAUCUUUUACCUGUUUACUCAAUCCCUGAUGACAUUAGUUUGACUGAGAAUUUCAUCAAUUUUUUGGUACCUGUGUUAUCAAAUUUUAUUCACUCAUUUAUUUCUACGGCCGCAUUUAUGAUGACCCAACUGAGAGAUACAGAGGAAGAUGUUCUACUUUCGUCGGAUGACUUCAACUUGGAACUUUUGACCGAAAAUGCCGAUCUUGAACGCUUGUACAUGUCAAUGUACUAUCUCUAUUCGGAAAGAGAACAAUACAGUAAAGAAUUUUGGGCCGAUACAAACUCUGCUUCGUAUGGGUUUUUACAAUGGGCAUCACGCUGCAACUCUCCAUUGAUUAUGUCAACAUUUUCAAUGGUCUUAGCUGCCUUAGCAUCUGGAAAUGAAAAUGCAAUAAAUUUGUUCAGCUUUUUACAAAUGACUAACUCGAAUUAUAGUAAUAUAAUGACAAACCCAAGAGAAAAUUCAACUUUACUUACCAAAUAUUCAUCAAUCAGCUGGUCAACAAUAUAUUCUACGUUGUCAUACUAUAAUGAAUCGCUAUCAAAAACUUCCGAUCUUACAAUCCAGAAUAACUUGGGUGAAUCUAUGAUAAUGGAUCUAAAAUCGAAACUUCCAGUGGUUACAGAGCUAGGGGAAGAUUCGAUAAUAUAUAUUUCGGGCUUUUUCCAAGUCUUAUCACAAGUUUCAAUCAAUAGUACAAAAGCUCGAAUUGAAUUACUUGAAAGUGACAAUUUUCAAUUAUUUACAAUUCUCUCAAAUUUGCUGAACUUAAAUACAGUUUUGAAUGGUCCGAUUUUAACCUUACUGAGCUCUUUAGUCGGGGACACAUACACCGAAAGGUUUAAAUUUUGGCAAGUUUUAGAUAACUGGCUGUUUACGAGCGGGAGAAGCAACUCAUUUAUCAGUUUACCAAAAGAAAGGAUGUCAAAAAAAUUGAACAAUUAUCAGAUGAUUUCUGGUUUCAUUGAUUUGAUCGCAAAGCUUUUUCGGCCUUUAGAUACUUCAGGAAAUAUGUUUGUACCAUAUUCCCAUCCAUUUCCACUAGACCUUGGUUCAGUCGUAAGAAAACCUGGCAUUUGGUGCUAUAUUGAUUACUUAUGUACUGAGAUUUUACCCGAGGUCGAUUCUUCCCCCAUAACCGAAGAUGAGAAGGCAUCGCUAAAAUUUUCAGUUUUAAGUGUAAUGGAAGUAUGCCUUUCACAGCUUGACCCAGAUCUGGUGCUAAAUGCUACGGCUUGUCACGUAAAAGAUAUGGACUACAUUACGGAAAAUAAGAGCAUAAUUCGCUUUUUUCAGUCCCAUCCUGGUUCUGCAGUACUGAAUUAUUUAUACAACAACAAAGUUUACAACUCUUUGUUUGAAAUCUGCAACUUGGGUAUUGAUCAGCUAGAUGAGUUGUCAGGAAGCUCAGUUUGGGUGAAACUUCUACAAAAAGCUGUUAAGAUUAUUAACAUGACUCUUUCUAGGGAAAAAUUUUUUGCUGAUGAACUUAUUCAUAUUUUGCGUUUACCAGAUAAUAAGUUUGUUGAUCCAACGGCAAUAGGAAUGUCAGGAUUGAAGUCUUUUUACGAAUCUUUUCUUCUGGAUCUCCCACUGAUUGCGAAUUUGUCAUUAUACGUUGGGUCUGCCAAACUCGAAAUUGCAAAGACUUCCUUAGAAAUAAUUCAUACUGUAAUUAGCUCAAAAAUUUUCAGUGGAUCAGAAAAUGGAAUUCACUCCAAGUUGGUCAAAAAAAAUCGUUUACUUUCUUUGUUCGAAACCAUUGACGAGUCAGUUAGAAUUAGAUCUGCAUUUAUUGACCAGUUUGAAUCACCAUUGUCGUCACCAGUAUCUAUUGAAGUGAAAAUUUCACUUCUUCGGUUUAUCAACAGCAAUCUCUCUGUCAACAUAAACGUGGCGACUGUAAGUCACUUUCUUCUUGGAUUUGAUACGAAGAAAAUGUCUAUUGGCAGCUCUGACCAGGAGACAACGAUUGCCUCUAGUAGGUCACUUUUGAGAUCUAUCGUCAACAUUACGAAAGAAAUCAUCUCUGUAUUUUCAAAAUCUGCAAAUUUGGAUUUAGCUCCUAUUAGGCUAUGUGCCUUGUGUCUGGAAAUUUUACUGAAGCUAAGUAAAUCCGACAUAACAGGGAAGGAUGUACUGAGUUAUCUUCGUACUAACGGUGAAUCGGCAUCACCUACUGAGACAAGUACCAAUUUCAUUUUGUUUCUGCUGGAAAAUAGUCAUGCUAUCAACAAGAAUAUUUUGUUUUCAAACCAGUUUUUUGAUGGGCAGAUAAAGACGCAAAAUGAGUUUUGCUCAGGUGAAGGAAUUUGUGUUUUGAAUGCUUUUAUUUCUUUUAGAAGUUCUCUCAUUCAGCUAACUGCAAUCGAGGUUCAUGUUUCGGUAUUGUAUGGAUCUUUAUCAUUGAACACAAAGUAUCUGGAAGUUUUAACACACUCUUCCGGAUUUGCAUCUGGCUCUUCCAAACUCAUGGGCUUAUUGGACAUUCUGGAUUUCAAGAUAGAAAACAUGAUUGAAAAAAUGAACAAACUGUUUACCGGCUUUGAUUAUGAGUACGCUCUGCGCAAAAUUAAACUCUUGGAGAAUCUUAACGGUGACAACUCCGAAUUUCCAUAUGAUUUCACCGUUAUUGACAAAAUGAUUUCAGUGCAUGCAAAGGAUUUGAGGGUUAUGUCUCCUGUACAAAGAAAGGAAUACUCAGAGCUAUUUCAUAGAGAGGCCAAAAACCUAAAGAAGUUGCUAACAUGUUCUUUGUCCUAUGAUAACUAUAAAUCACUUGUUUUCAAAUAUCUAAGUUCAUGGACUCUACUAGUUCAAGUUAUUGUAACCGAAACCGAUAUGAAAUGGAACAAAAGAUCGAGUUUUAUUCUUGAAGUUUUCCAGAAUAUUAUCCCAAAAAUUGAUGAAUAUUUAGAGGUUGACCCAACAUUUGCCGAAAAUUGGGUUUCCUUGUGUGUUCACUUGAUGCACACAUAUAGUAAUGAUAGGAGAAAACUGCUGACUUCAAGGUCUGAGUUACAAACCAAAGCCACACUUGAUUUCGAACGUCUUUUUCCAAUUCUGAAAGUGGCUUUGCAUGGAAUUUUCUUGCCUACAUCCAGCCCUUCUAUGAGGUCGGAUCUCUAUAUUCUUGCUGAAAGCUUUCUACAACAAACGAUGCAUAGCCAAGAAGUCAUUGCGAAACUCACAGCCUUUCUUAAAUCCUUGGACGUUAACGUUUUUAAUAUCAUUUGUCACGACUCACUUGCUGGCGAAAGCGCUAAUAGGAUAACAGCAUUGAUAUUGUUGGAAAGUUUUGUCAAGGCUAUUCUUCAGCUACAAUCACCCCAAGUAAGAGAGUGUUUGAUUUUUGAAACGUUUUGCAGGGACAAUUAUCUUCUUCUUUUGGGUCAAAAACUCAAAUUGACGGACGAGUGUUUUACACGUGCGAUGGAAACAAUUGUACUUAAUACAAAAAGUCAUGGUAUUACGAUCCAGGAGUUACUUUAUGAAUUGACAAGUUUCAAAGCAACAGUUAGUUUUUUAACAAGAAUUGCUCAGACAAGGUUAGGUGCCCAGCAAUUGCUAAGAAAUGACAUUUUUGGAACUAUCAAAGAAUGCAAAUUUUUGGAGCUAGAUGCAGACUUAGGGUUCGAAUUAAAUUUGGUAGAGUCGAUAAGCGAAUCCAGCCGUGAAUCAGUCACAACAGUCACAAUAUCCCUAGAUCAACCAUUGAGCUCUAACGUCUCUUUGGGUAAAAAUAAUUAUAAUGACACAGAGGGUAAUGUUUCUCGAGAUAAAAUAUCAUACUAUGAAAUUUUCAUACCGAUAAUUCAACUUGUUACGGCUAUUGUAAUCUCUUUAGGGCCUCAAAAUGACAGUUGCUUGAUGCAAGCUGCUUCCCUGCAAAAACAUUUUGCUAGGCUAACUUCGGCUGUUUUGAAGAGAGAGCUCCUUUAUGAAAGGAACAAACAUAAAUUGAAGGAAAGUACUGAUUUUGCGGAGAUAGAGGAAGGCGCUUUUUCUAUAUAUAAUGUCAAAGGAUUGCAAGAGCUUACAAAGCUCUUCACCUUAUUUGACUCCCUUAUAAACUAGUUACUUGACCACCAAAAUGUUUUGGUGAAUAGCUAUGGGUAUAGCAUAAAUUAUAUCUAGAUAAACUUUCCGUCAUUGUGUAAAUUUGAGUAAGUACUCGGAGUACAAACUAAAAACGAAAAAAUGCAUGUAUCACGUGAUUUCAAUACUGCA
This is a messenger RNA of Pichia membranifaciens NRRL Y-2026, 5558 nucleotides long. RefSeq lists its product as hypothetical. Gene Ontology annotation, biological process: nuclear pore organization. The transcript has a single exon. The coding region runs from base 48 to 5405 and encodes 1785 amino acids. The record is from RefSeq and is a predicted model, not a curated record. Gene Ontology annotation, cellular component: nuclear pore inner ring; nuclear pore. Lineage: Eukaryota; Fungi; Ascomycota; Pichiomycetes; Pichiales; Pichiaceae. Gene Ontology annotation, molecular function: structural constituent of nuclear pore.